AAGCACGUGCUACCGAACAAGGUGUAUUGAAAUGCAAAAUAACGACGUGGUGUUGUAUUGCUAUUAUCCUGACAACGUUUCCUGCAUCAAAGAAGCUCGAGACGCUACAGAGUCUCUGUUCCUCUACAUUACUGCAGCAGGAGCGGUGAUGCUAACCUUCUUUGGAAAUCUGGUGGUCAUUAUUUCGAUAUCUCAUUUCCGGCAGCUCCACACGCCAACUAACAUACUUAUCCUCUCACUGGCUGUAGCAGACUUUUUAGUUGGAGUUGUUGUUAUGCCAUUUAUGACAAUUCAGUCAAUUGAAACUUGCUGGUAUUUCGGAGAAAAAAUGUGCAUAAUUUAUACGUUAGUUUUAUCAGGUUUGACUACUGCGUCGAUGAUGAAUUUAGCAGUGAUAGCUAUCGAUAGAUACCUCGCUAUUUCUAAUCCCAUGAUGUACGCCAUCAGGGUUUCGGUUCGUUUGACUUGCUUUUGGGCUGUUUCAGUGUGGCUUGUGACUCUUUCUUACGUUCUUACAUGGUUGUUUUUAAAUGGAAACCCCGAAGGACCUAAAGAUUUCGAUCCUUGUCCGGGUGAUUGUGUAUUUGUGUUAAAUUUAACUUGGGGUACAAUAGAUCUUGUUUUUACCUUUAUUUUGCCUGUUUCUGUAAUGGUGAUUCUUUACACGAGAAUUAUUAUAAUAGCAAAGCGGCAUGUAAAAGCAAUCUCAAAACAACAAAGGGUACAUGUGGCCAGAAAAAAUAAUAAUACGACAGCAAUAAAAAAGUCCGAAACAAAAGCUUCAAAAACUUUAGGUAUUGUGGUUUUAGUUUUCCUGCUUUGCUGGUUGCCGUUCUAUAUUUGUACUAUUCUUAAUCAGUUUCUCAGUUACCCAGUCCCUUCCGUUGUAUUCCGUGCAUUUUGGUGGCUGGCUUUUCUCAACUCCGGCAUCAAUCCAAUAAUUUAUGGAUUAUUUUAUCCUUGGUUUCGCAAAUCGUUUAAACUCAUGGUAACAUUUCAGAUUUGUAGUCACGGAUCUUCUCUAAUUAAUCUAAUUUCUGAAAAAUAGGUUCACGAUCGUGUUGCAUAACGACACUCUAAUUAAAAUACAUUGAAAGUGCAAGAGUAAUGCAUUUGGAAGUCGUCGCAUUUUCGCUUAUAAAGUCACUUCUUCUUCUAUUAUCCCAGUCGCUCCUUGUAAGCAAUUUUACCACUGUGAUUGUGAGUCACUUUGGACGAAUGUAGAAAGCACACAACAAUUGUAAAGGCUGCCGUGCCAAACAGCAUCGCAGAUUCACUGAGUCUUAAGAUGUGAGGGGGUUAACUACCCAGUACACCGGCUUCAGCAACAAUUGACUUAUUUUGUACCUAUAAAUUGCCUGUUAGAUCAUUAUUA
Molecule: messenger RNA, 1375 nt
Organism: Erpetoichthys calabaricus (reedfish)
Lineage: Eukaryota; Metazoa; Chordata; Cladistia; Polypteriformes; Polypteridae
Product: trace amine-associated receptor 13c-like
Exons: 2
Coding region: 32-1048 (338 amino acids)
Biological process (GO): G protein-coupled receptor signaling pathway
Cellular component (GO): membrane
Molecular function (GO): trace-amine receptor activity
Source: RefSeq, a predicted model, not a curated record